GGGAGUGGUGGCUGCGGACGGAGUCACAGGAUUGGUAGAGUUCAGCGCCAAACUUGUUGACUCAUAACUGAGCUGCUCCUCUCCAUCCUUCUCGGCGCGGAGCUGUCCAGGGCCAGUGGUGCUGAAACUGCCAGCUUCCGACGCGCCCGUCGGAAGACAAUUCCAGAUCACAAAGCUUUGAUUGCACCCGACCAAUUAACCUAUUGAAAGUUACAGUCUCUUUUGUGGGAGACCUCAAAACGUCUGGCUUAAACGCCACUUGGCAGACAUCUCUCCAUCGAUCGCCACCGUUCUAUCCAAGAGCGCAUCGAGCCUUUAACUUCAGUCGAUCACAGCGAGGACUUUUCGGUUCGCAGCAAUGGCUUUCAUGGUGAAACACAUGGUGGGCGGACAGCUGAAGAACCUGACGGGCGGACUGACAGAGGAGAAACCUGAAGGGGAGAAAUCAGAAGCCGCCGCGCAGGGGAUGACUCAAGAGGAAUUUGAACAAUACCAGCAACAGUUAGAGGAGGAAAAACAAGAAAGGGAAGCUCAUUUCGCCCAGAAGAAAGCUGAGAGAGCCACAGUUAGAAGCCAUUUCCGUGAUAAGUAUAGACUACCAAAGAAUGAGGUUGAUGAGACCCAGAUCCAGCAGGCGGGGGAUGACGUGGUGUUACCCACAGAGCUGGCCAAGAUGAUCGCCGAGGACAACCAGGAGGAAGCACACAAGCAGUCGGUGCUGGGCCAGCUGUCCAACAUCCAGAACAUGGACAUGGACCAGCUGAAAGACAAAGCCCAGGCCACACUGGAAGACCUCAAAAAGCAGACGGAAAACUGCAGUCUCAUGUGAUCGCGCCAGCUCCGAGUCUCGGGAGAUCAGUUAUACUUGUGCAAAUAUUUUUAAGAGGCAGAGCUGCUCUGGGUGUAGGCAUUUUCUCAUUGCUUUAGUGGAAUGUCAAUCGGCACAGUCGCAUAAUUACAGUUCUUUUAGUGGUGCAAAGUUUGACCAAACCCUAUGAUAUCUCGGGCUUGUCUUACUAAACAUACAAAAUCAUUCUAAAUCCUGAAGGUCCUGAAUGUCAUUCACAUUUAUACAGAAACCAACCAGCUGCUUGAUGAAAAAACAAAAAAUAAACCUGUGGCACAUCCCACUCAGAUAUAACAUAUAAGAUAAUUUCUGCCAUCUGAGCAACUCAUCCUCUGAGUAAAAUUUUGUCCAGUAUAUUAGAUCCUCUACUCCUUUCUGCCAUUCCCCAGGCUCCCUUGCACUCUGCACUCACGUGACCAGUGAUAACAUAAUAUGGUUCUGCAGCAGGCCAUAGCAGUGUGUUUUCUUUUUCCAACACACACAGCAGCUGAUUCCAUUGAUGAGCACAUGCACUUUCAAUAAGAGGGGAUCACUAUGAUCAGCUGCUUGGUUGGAAAGAAAACACACAUGCCCAAGGCUUACACUGGUUAUGUCAAAUUUGGGAAAUUUUGUUCUAUAUUCAGGGUAAAAUACAAUGAAACCGCUCAUUGUGGGAUUGUUUAUAUUUCUUGUAUAACAAGCACAAAACUACAUAAGCUGGCAAUAUUUCCUUAGAUCAACAAUAAAGCUGAUCUUUGUCUACAGUAGUCUUAAUCUUUUUCAACACAUAUCACCAUAAAAUAUUUUUUUUUAGUUUAUAGCUUUUUCUGUACUUUAGUGUGCCUUGGACAUCAAGGUUGUCUUCUUUCAAGUUCCACGUUCCAAUAAUGAAAGCAACUUUUUAGACUUGCGGCAGUUUGUAGGUUGUAAUUAUGUACAUGUAAGUGUGUGCAGUAACAGUGCUCCCAAAUUUAACCUAGCAUCCAUAUCAAGUAUAUAGUGAGUAAAUCUGUGCAUAUGCUGCAUUAAGAAGGUAAAAAAUAAAAAAUAAAUAAAUAAAUAAAAGCUGCUCUAAUGAGAUAAAAGUAAAUGCUUUAGGAGUUGUAUGCCAAAGCCUUUGCUGAUAAUACUUCUGACUAAUAUAGAGAAAAUGACACAUGUAUGUCAAAUUGUGUAACUGCAUUGUGUGUAUUAAUGCAAAUACCAAGUCCACAUGCAAGUAUUCAUGUUGUGUGAUGUGUAAGACUAUGUGCCGUCUGCAGCAGGUUUGCUCUUCGGCAGCUUGCUGGAUCUUGUAGUGUUGUCAACCGUCACGCCUUCUUAACCUUGUCCUCCAUCUCAUCUGCCCCAUCAUCUUGAUAGUGCUGUUUCGUGCUGGUGGAUUUUGUGUUGUUUAGCCGAUUGUGAAAUGUCAAGUGGAGUCUUUGUGAGUAAAAAAAAAAAAAAAAAGAGGAAAAAAAAUUCCCCCAUCCUGAAUCUGGGAGUGCUCAUCAUAGUUUUAUUGAGCACACGGUCAUUGAAGGCUCAGUGCAGUGUUCUGCCUCCGUUAAGGCAGUUAAGAUGGGAUGCUGUUGAUGUUGUGCUACUUUCAUAUAAAAUUCUUAUUUUAUUUCCUUUUUUCUCUUUUUUAUGUAUUUCAUUUCUGUAGCAGUGGUGCUGAGGUGGUCUGCUUGGGUCUUGAGUUUUUUUUAGGACUAAAUUGUGAAGUUUUCGUCAAAAUGAGGUCCCUUUUGUUUAAUUCCAGAAGAUUAAAAGUAAUUUUCUUUCUGUAGGUGCCACCUGAAUGAAAAAUAAGGCAACACAUUCUCAUAGAAUUCAUUAUUGUCAUGUGAUAGAUGGACAAUAAUAUAUUAGUAAUAUGAUGGAGAGGGGAAAGUUGCAAUAAGUCCUUUUUUAAUAGAGCUAAUAGAAUCUUUCAUCUAUGAUCAUGAGAUAAUAUUAUUGGUGGAAGCGAAGCCAUAAAUCAAAACUCUUUGAUUAGUAUGAGUGUGUGUAACUGGAAAUAAUAAUAAGUCAGUAAUAAUAAUGAUAAUACACAAGCGUGAUUUUGUGCUGUUAACCUGUUGAGCAGAUUUUUCAGGAAAUGGUUGCCAUGACGUGCAGCCUCUUCUUGUUCUUUGGCUGUUUUUUUCUUUCUCUGUAUCUCUGUCACUCUGUCUUUGAGUACUUCAGUGAUUUUUCUUUUCAAGUUUUAACUGCAAUAAACUUAUUUUUAUUAUAACAA
Messenger RNA from Melanotaenia boesemani (Boeseman's rainbowfish), 3050 nucleotides. RefSeq names its product complexin 3b (gene cplx3b). The record is from RefSeq and is a predicted model, not a curated record. NCBI's taxonomy places the organism in Eukaryota, Metazoa, Chordata, Actinopteri, Atheriniformes, Melanotaeniidae. The transcript is spliced from 3 exons. The coding region runs from base 359 to 829 and encodes 156 amino acids. Gene Ontology annotation, molecular function: syntaxin binding. Gene Ontology annotation, cellular component: terminal bouton; SNARE complex. Gene Ontology annotation, biological process: regulation of neurotransmitter secretion; synaptic vesicle exocytosis; neurotransmitter transport.